Messenger RNA from Daldinia childiae, 1884 nucleotides. RefSeq names its product Chitinase 1. The coding region runs from base 1 to 1884 and encodes 627 amino acids. Gene Ontology annotation, cellular component: extracellular region. Gene Ontology annotation, molecular function: chitin binding; chitinase activity. The record is from RefSeq and is a predicted model, not a curated record. The transcript is spliced from 3 exons. Lineage: Eukaryota; Fungi; Ascomycota; Sordariomycetes; Xylariales; Hypoxylaceae. Gene Ontology annotation, biological process: carbohydrate metabolic process; chitin catabolic process.
AUGCGGAAGAUCUCUUCAUGGGGGCUCGCCCAGUGCCUCUUCUGGGCUUGCGUAUCUGGCAUAGGAGAACGGACUGAUUGUGAUCCUGUUUUCUUGACAACGACGGUUUUCGCUACUAAGACCAUCUAUACGUCUGCCCCGUCUAAUGUGACUAGUAGUACAAAGGUGCCAUGGACUAAUUCAACUACGACGGCGAGUUCAAGCUCAAGAAUCACAAGUAGCUGGGAUGUUCCGGUUGGAAAUGCCACAACAAGCGUUACUCUCCCUUCAACUACACUUUCGUCAACCUCAGCUCCGUUCGGGAAUACCACUACAAGUAUUAUUAUCCCUUCGACCUCAUCAACUAUAGCUCUACCUGGGAAUACCACCACAGAUGUUAUUAUUACCCCAACUACAGCAACUACAGCUCCUCCAUUCGGAAAUGGUACCUCGAGUGCUACUGUCCCCUCAACCAUAAUAUCAUCAACCUCGGUUCCGUUUGGAAACACUACUACAAAUAUCCCUAUUCCUUCAACUUCGUCCACAAUAUCGUCGACCUCAGUUCCAUUCGGAAAUUCCACCACAGGCAUCCCCGCCCCUUCGACUUCACUUUCGUCAACUACAGCACCGUUUGAGAACACCACUACGAGCGCUACCGCUCCCCCGACCACAUCAUCAACAGCAAAGCCCACCCCUCCUCCCGGCGGGUUUCCGCCGUUACCGCCUGGUCCUUUCAGAGGAUUCAAGAAUGGCGCCUACUUCACAAAUUGGGGCGUUAACUCGGGCUUCCAUCCUCAAGAGCUACCGGUCUCUGAGCUGACGCAUAUCUACUAUGCCUUCGCCGAUAUUGACGCAGACGGAACAGUGAAGUCUUCAGACCCCGUCGUAGAUCUCCAGAAGCGCUACCCAGACGAUUCACUCUCGAAUCGUACUGCGAACGCUUAUGGUGCCGUCAAGCAGCUAUACAUCCACAAGAAGUGGAACCGGAACCUCAAGGUACUCCUUUCAAUAGGCGGGUGGAACUUCUCACCUAAAUUCGUGACGGCGGCCGCAACCGAUGCUGCGAGGUACAAGUUUGCUACUUCUGCUGUGAAGCUCGUUACGGAUUGGGGUUUCGAUGGUAUUGAUAUUGACUGGGAAUACCCCGCCAACGAUGUCGAAAAGGAGAAUCUCGUCAAGCUACUUCAGGCUUGUAGACAGGCAUUCGAUAGAUACGCGCUCCUUCACGGUAUACGGUACCGAUUCACCAUCAGCGUGGCAAGUUCCGCUAGUCCGCAAAACUACGAAAAACUGGACUUGUUUGCAAUGAAUAGAUACGUAGACUCCUGGCAUCUAAUGGCCUACGACUACUCCGGAAGCUGGGACACCGUCAGCGGGCACCAAGCGAACGUAUUCUCCUACGAAAGCAGCGCCGAGUCGAAACGGCUUAGCACCGACGCCGCCGUGCAGCAUUACGAAAGCCAAGGCAUCCACCCGCAGAAGAUCCUGCUCGGCCUACCCCUCUACGGGCGCGCCUUCGAGGGCACGUCCGGGCUAGGCCAGAACUACACGAGCGUGGGCCAGGGCGGCCCGCAGCCGGGGGUCUACUACUUCAAGGACCUGCCGAAGCCCGGGGCCAAGGUCGUAUAUGACGACGUGGCGAAGGCGACGUACAGCUACGACGCCGCCGCCAGGGAACUGAUUUCGUACGACGAUGUCCGGAGCACGACAUACAAGGCGCAGUACCUGAAGUGGCGCCGCCUUGGAGGCGCCUUCUUUUGGGAGGCUAGCGGUGAUAGGGGCGGCGCGCGGGGACUGGUUAAUACGAUGUCGAAGCAUUUGGAUUGGCUUGACGAGACGCCGAAUAACCUCCACUACCCGACGAGUCAGUAUCGGAAUAUACGAUGGGGUAUGCCUGGAGAGUAG